Alternaria arborescens is the source of this 3369-nucleotide messenger RNA. RefSeq lists its product as hypothetical. The coding region runs from base 1 to 3369 and encodes 1122 amino acids. The transcript is spliced from 2 exons. The record is from RefSeq and is a predicted model, not a curated record. Lineage: Eukaryota; Fungi; Ascomycota; Dothideomycetes; Pleosporales; Pleosporaceae.
AUGAUCGUCACGAGUGGCCCGGGCCGUGGCAAGUCAUUCCUGGCGUCGGCUGUUAUUGAUCAUAUCAAGGAUUCGAAACUCGACUCUGAAGGCCUCACCCUACUUGCUUAUAGCUAUCUCCAGGCUUCCGUCCGCGAAGAAGUCAAAGCAUCAUCUCACAAAGAUUCCAAACAAAGGAGUCGUGGCAUGGCAGAAUUGACUGGACAAGCAGCGAUUAGUGCUUUGAAAAGCAUCGUCUGGCAAUUUUGCAAACUCGAUAGAGAUUACCAGGACUUUGUGUUUCGGAUUUGUGAGGGCGACGAAGGCAAGAUGGAUGCCAUUCGGAUCUGGAAUGAUUUUGUUGUCGCUUAUAGUCCACAGGGCAAAUCAACAUUCUUCAUUGUUCUCGACGGCAUGCAGGAGGAAGAUAAGAACCUGCUCGUGUCCAUGAUGCAGUGUGCUCAUGAACAAAAGAGUCAACUGCGCAUUCGGGUCUUUGUCACUGCCGGAACUCAGAAAGUUCCGAGGAAUGCAGUCGUCAACACAUUCCCGCAGAUUUCUCUCGAUCCUGUUCCCAAUCUCAAAGAACUGGUGUCCAAUAUUGAUGAUGUCAAAAAGAUCGUCAAGUUCAAGCUUGCAGACACCUCGAUAUUCAGUCAGAAGAACGCGUGGAAUCAGGGAGUACAGCAACGAGUACUCGACACUCUGAGUCGUCAGGUCCAGAAUGACUUCCCACGCUUAAGCCUGGUAAUCAACGAAAUUGGGCAGUGCGUCAACUCUAGACAGAUUGACAGAAUACUUGAAAGACUCGACGAACCUAUCGAAGUGAACCUAGGCCGGCAGAUUCGCUCUUUGAAUUCCAAGUUGGCGUUAGAUGAGAUAAAGGAAGUAAACGCUCUUAUCUCUUGGUUGGAAAGUUACAAGACACAGUUUCGUAACUAUGAAACUGAUACACCAUAUUUGCUUGCUGAACAAUACGUCGAUGUUAAGCUGGGGAUACCACGGCUUAUACCUCUUUCUGAAAGUAUAGCGCAACGGUACUACUUGCUGUUUGAAGUAGAUGCUCGUGAUCACAUCAAGUGGCGCUAUGAAGAGAUCCAGCAGUAUCUGAGAAAAGAUUUCGAGGAUCAGCAAACUCUAAAAGAGAUACAUAAGAGGCAAGGAAAACAAUCUUCCACAACAGACCUGGAAGAGCUAGAUCUCUUGGAGCUGGUCAUACGAAACAAUCUCAACACGGUGUUUGGUACGCGAGGCGCUGAGCUAUUUGAUCGAUACGAGCUUGGGGAAUACUUCAUGUCGCAAAGAGUUCAACAUACAGAGAUGAUCUGUGCUGACGAGAAGAGCAAUCGAUACUCGGUCUUGUUUGUAUGUCUGCAGGUUCUAUGCGAGGAUGUAGGCAAACGACCAGUGCAUGAACUCCGUUAUCACGCUCGAAGAAUGCUACAUAAGUAUCUGCAAUGGGAUACAAAACAUAAACUGACGCCAGAGGAGAAUCAAUCAAUUGGCCGAUUCCUAGUAAAGCUACUCCGUAACGACACCGUCAUAGAUCGCUGGAGUCAAGACUCUAACUUGGGCAUCGUAGCUUGCUUUCCAUCUGACACAAAGAAAGAAGACGUGAUCUGGGAAUGGUUCAGAAAGAUUAGGACAUCUGGAGGCCUAGCUGGUCUGGAGGACCAAGAAUGGUUUUCAAAGAUCUCGAAGGAAAGGAAUGCGUGCAAGCCAAGUCACUGGGACUACGCGAUCGACAGGAUUGUUGAUGGCUGGUAUACGCAGAAGCGCGAUACGUGGAAUACCAUAACUGGUUUUCCUCGUGAAGAGGGACCUAGGGAAGUCCACGAAUGGUUACAGGCUAGAGGUCAUAAGCUCGACCCAGUUCUGCUGAUCAAACGUUUGGUGCAGGAGGCUGAUGAUGAGUAUUAUUACGGAGACCACAAGAGAUGGAUUUUGGAAAAAUGUAACGGCAUCAUCGAGGAAGCAGAACAGGAUCAAAGACCCAACGACACUAUCGCAUACAAGAGAAAGGUGGAUAUUUGGUGGGCUUAUUUCUACAGCGCGAAGGUUCUAACGGAAGACGGUUCAAGCGCAGAGGUCUCUACUCAGGACAAUCAAAAACCCGGCCCAACCAGCGGUCUCAAAGAAGCAAUCAGGCGCCUCAAGACCGCAACAUCCACAACGACCAAAGACAAAGAUUUCCUUGAGUGUUACUGGACUAAAAUGCUGCCAUUGCUUGCCCGCUGCCAGCUUCUAGAUCUUGACUUGGAGGGAGCUAUGAAUUCGUACUUGGAGAUGAUGAACGACGCAAGAAGCAGAGAGGCACUCAAGAUGAGUAUGCUUAGUCCAUUCACGCCUGACCUGGUUGCCAAAUUUUUGGAAUCGGCCAGCGAAAAAAAGGUGCCUAAUGCAGAGCAUCACUGGCUUCAUGAGUUGAUUGCAAGUGUCGAUUCCUCUGAGGCCGUUAUCUCGAUCAGUCUUGCGGCGUAUCACGUCAAAGACUGGAGAAGCAUUCGCGACACGAUCGAAGCUGUGCUUCAGCAACUGAACACGGAGAUUGAUAACGUCAAUGAUGACUCGGCUGCCGAAAGAGAUACCCCUACGCAAGACGAUAGAAACUCCGACAUUCGGCAGAAAUGUAACACUCAGAGGUUGGUGAAGACAGUUUUAGCUUACAUUCUUUGGCACAGAAGCGACAAAGCUGAAGAGCGCAGUAUGGCGCUGGAUCUUUGGACAGAGCUUGAGAUGAUAGACGUCUUACUCACAGUGCUUAUAAAACGCUCUGAAGCCAGAAAUUGGGUGGAACUCCAUAUUUCAGAAGAUAAUUAUGAGAGACGGUUAACGGAAGCGAUCUCCAAAGUCUGCGGUGCCUACCGGAACGUCCAGUCACCUGCAUCCAUCAGGUCGCACUUCAUAGCUGCGCGAUUAUGCAUGAAACUCGGAUCUCGAAAACGGGCAGAGGAUCUCAUCUCAAAGAUACUGGAGAACAAAAUCUACCGCGGGGGCACAGGUUCAGACAAACAACUAGAGGAGUACGGCAAAGCCUGUUUCAUCCUUGGCGAUGACCAAUGCGGCCACGACAUAUUCGGACAUAUGACCAAACAUGACUUUGCCAAACAUAAAGGAUGCCAUCAAAUAUGCGGAUCGGAACCUCCAGAUGCAGAAGCCGAGACGUAUCUCUGCAGAGAUUGCAUGCGCCUUCUGAAGCCACAUUGCUCCAAUGCACUCAAAAGAAGUGUCUGGUUAGCAGGUUUCUGCGAUCCAGAUCAUGAUCGCAUCACCCUUCAGCCUCCAAUGGCCAAAGAUGGCAGGAAUGGUAGUGCUGCCAUUGAUUUGGUGCGAGGAGUCGGCAGCAAGCACGGCUGGCUGGACGCCGACAGGGACGACGAAUGGGAUUAG